Messenger RNA from Heterocephalus glaber (naked mole-rat), 12276 nucleotides. RefSeq names its product ribulose-5-phosphate-3-epimerase (gene Rpe). NCBI's taxonomy places the organism in Eukaryota, Metazoa, Chordata, Mammalia, Rodentia, Bathyergidae. The record is from RefSeq and is a predicted model, not a curated record. Gene Ontology annotation, biological process: carbohydrate metabolic process; pentose-phosphate shunt. Gene Ontology annotation, molecular function: D-ribulose-phosphate 3-epimerase activity.
CUUGCAGGACGGCUGCUUCCGUCAGCGUCCGGAAGACGCCACAGGGAAGGGCCAGGUCGAAACUGGGAGCCCGAUUUGGGCGAGAUUUCUUUCCUACGGCGACCUGGGGUAACUUCUUUUAGGGAACCAACACCAUGGCGUCGGGCUGCAAGAUUGGCCCGUCUAUCCUUAACAGCGACCUGGCCAGUUUAGGUGCCGAGUGUCUCCGGAUGCUAGACUCUGGGGCCGAUUAUCUGCACCUGGAUGUGAUGGACGGGCAUUUUGUUCCCAACAUCACCUUUGGUCACCCUGUGGUAGAAAGCCUCCGAAAGCAGCUAGGCCAGGACCCUUUCUUUGACAUGCACAUGAUGGUGGCCAGGCCGGAACAGUGGGUGAAGCCAAUGGCCAUAGCAGGAGCCAAUCAAUAUACCUUUCAUCUUGAGGCCACUGACAACCCAGGGGCUUUGAUCAAAGAUAUCCGAGAGAAUGGGAUGAAGGUUGGCCUUGCCAUCAAACCAGGAACUACGGUUGAGUAUUUGGCACCAUGGGCUAAUCAAAUCGAUAUGGCUUUGGUCAUGACAGUAGAACCUGGAUUUGGAGGACAGAAAUUCAUGGAAGACAUGAUGCCAAAGGUUCACUGGUUGAGGACCCAGUUUCCAUCUCUGGAUAUAGAGGUCGAUGGUGGCGUAGGUCCUGACACUGUCCAUAAGUGUGCAGAGAUCUGUUUUUUUGGCAUCUAUGAAGAAAGGUGCACAAGUGGAUGCAGUAUUAAAAAGCACUACCUUUAAGGUAAGAACUGGCUCUAUGAGGUGACAAGUAAAAACAUACAAGAGGAGGAAGAGAAACAGCAGCUGCUAUUUACUGCAUACCAGCUGCUAUUCUCCCUUAGUCAAAACUGUUUGCUAAUGAAAUUUCAGAAGCAUGCCCAUUCCCUGCUAGGUAGGUAAGCAGGUGGAAGUUGGUGCUGACAUGCUGCACAAUAGAAUGAUUGCCGACAGUGACAGGUGGAAUGCUGCAAUACAGAUCUGAUUCUUACCCAGCAGCUAGACAGACUGGUACGCAGUGAUGAAACUAAAUUUGCAAUAAGCAGCUUCUCCACGCAGAUUUUUUUAAUAGUCAAAAGGCAGUGAAGUUAAUCAUGCACGUACCUUGAUCUCUUGGCUUUCAUUUGAAAAGGGUGAGCCAUGUGCACAUAGGUCACGAUGUGCUGCAGGCAGCUCAGGGGGACUUGGAGCAGUGCAGUGCUGACUGCCACUGAAGUCAUCCGGGGAUUCUUUCAGAAGCAUCUCCUGACCUUCAGCAUUUUUACUGUAAGCUCUAGCAAGAAAAUAAAUAUCGUUUGUUAUUUCUUGAGAUCUUAACAUUUUGUGAACCCAAGGUGUCACUAAGUCAGCUUGGUGGUUUUCUUUAAACAGUCCUGCAUAAAAGUUUUUUUAAAAAUCAUUUAUUCCUGGUGCUAUUAUUUUCGUAUCUUAAAGGCUUUUAUAUUGUACUUCAUUAUUCUGCCGAAUUCUAGUGAGUUUUUUGUUACAUAAUUUGGUUUGCUUUUUGUGUUUUGGAAGACAAAUGAGGGCAAUUCCUUGACCCUCACAAUCUUUGAUCUCCCAGAAUAGCCAGGAAAGCCUCAAUUCACAUUUCCCUCUGUAUUUCUAGAAAGUUUUAUUUCUGGAAUAUGGAAAAGGAUGAAAAUUCCAAAAUCUCAUCUGUGUAAGGAGAACUUGAACAACGAUUUACAGCAAAUCUCCUUGAGACCUAUACAGAAAAAGGUGUUUUUAUAAUAAUACUAAUUAAAUGAGAGAUGGCCCUUAACUAAAAUGACUGGCAGACUUCACAUCUUGCUUUUUUUGAGUUUUGGGUAUAUUAAUAAUAAAAUGUAAGUAGCAUAAAAUACCAGGGAUUCUUUCAAAUCUAUAAUUACUAAAUAUGUUUAUUCUCCCUUCUCCAAGAUCCGUUUAUGUUUUUAAAAGUUUUAAAUUAUUUGGUUUUGAGACUAGAUAGAUUUCUUGAGAAAUUUUGCUUUAAAAUACUAUUUUUGAAGUACUUUAUGUUAAAAUGGAUGGCCUGAAUUCCAGACCUAUGUUAGGUCCACUGACCUACUUUACUUACAUAGAGUUUUCAUGAGAAAUAGAGUAAAAUAACAGAAACACAUUUAAACAUGUAAUCAGCCUAAAUAUAUAAGCUUAGUAUAUGCAGUGCAUGACUGCACAUGGUAGGACAAAAACAGCUGACGUUACAUACUGUACUUUGUUAUCCUUUUUAGUGAUGUCCCCCAAACUUCAUGAAGUUUUGUUCAUUCCAUAUGGAUCCUACAGUUUUGGGUUUUCAGUUUAAAAUACUUGCCUGCUGUUUCUUCUAUGCCACUUGCUUUGUUCCCAUAGUGACCACCUGGCUUGCUCUCUCUCCUCAUAUUUUUUGUGCCUUAGAGAAAAGACUUCAUCAGAAAGAUCUUCUACCUGGAAUUAGAAAAAUAUUUUGCUUUUAUGGGAAGCAUUUUGAAAUAUGACACAGAUUUCAACAAUAGCAAGCAAACUUAAUUUUAAAAUAAGUGCAAUCAAUGUCAGUCCAGAAAACAGAUGUUAGGAAAUCAGCCUCAAAUGGGAGUCUGGAGCUUUUUUUUUUUUUUGAGAUAGGGUCUUCUAUGUGGUCCAGGCUGGACUUGAACUCAUUAUGUAAUCCAGACCAGCCUCGAAGUUUCAGCGACCUUCCUGCCUCAUCCUCCUGAAUGCUAGGAUUACAGGCAUGCGGCACCAUGCCCAGCUGGAACUUUUUUUAAAAAACUCUUUACUCUGGACUUCUGUUUGAAGACUUACCUAGAUUAUAAAUGUGUUGGGCUUUGCAUUUGUUACACCUUCCAUAAAAUAUUCUCAGUGCUCUGUUCAUUUAACACAGUUUUUAAUGGUUUUCCAUUAUGGAACACAAUUGUUCUUAGAACUUGUUAAUAUGAAAAACUGUUGUCUGAGAUAAACCAGAAUUUAUUUAAUACUUCUCUCGGGUUCUAAUCUAGAUAACUAUUUGGGUUAUGGUGUUUAGGAGUCUGAGUUUCCUGGCCAGGAUCAGUGAAUCAGGAAGAGUACCUUAGAAGUGGGAAGGGAAUUAAAGGAAAGGUGAAAAAUCUGCUGGGCGGAGACACUGUAUUUAACAGAAACCAAGUAUCUUCUACACUAUACUGCUUUGACAGACCAUCACUUUGCAAUUAGUUACACAGUAUUUUCCCCCCUAAUUGUUUUUGUCUUGAUGUAAUUUUAUCUAUACAGAUCCACGGUCUUUUACCUGCAAUUCCAAAAUCCAAAUAUCUGAAAAAACAAUUUUUUCAUACAGUUCACACACAGCUUGAUCUAAAAUGGAGUGAGAUUAUUUCUAAUGUAUAUUCCAUUUCCCAUGCAUAUUUGAGUACAGCAUUGUCUUGAACUGUAGGAAUGUUUCAUAUGUAUCACAUUGUCUUUCUAAAGUCUAAAAUAUUCCAAAUUCUAAAGCAAAACUGAUAUUUUUAUAAUGGCAUUGUAGAUAUGAAUAAUUUGAGACUGAGUCUCCUUGUGCAGAAAAAUAUGACUAAUUCCGAGAUAGAUGUAGCUCACCACAUAAAUUCAGUCAGUUCAUAUAAAUUCUUUGUAUCUGUGUUACUUUGGUACUCAAAUAUGCACAGAAACAUUUUAGUAGGAUUAAUAGCCUUUUGUCAAAAGCUUCCUUUUGGGCUGGGGAUUUAGCUCAGUGGUUCUGGUGCCUGCCUCGCAAGUGCAAGGUGUCCUUAGUUCGAUCCCUGGUACCAAAAAAAAAAAGCUUCCUUUUUAUAUGUGUAAAGAAAAAAAUUAGUAGAAGUUAAAAGAUUUGUGUUCCCUUUUAGUUCUUUAAAUGUCAAAUUGAGCGUGCAUCAUUAUAUGUAAAGUGCAGUUAUCCUAUUAAAUGAAAAGCAGCUUACCUCUUCACCUAAGUUACAUUCAUCCAAAGGCUGAAGAACAGCCAUCUUCCAGCUGUUGAAGAUAACAAACCCAUUUCAAACACCUUUUAUUAAUCUUUCUAAACAUAGCAAUUUUAUUCUAUAUAAUUUUAUAUAAGUAUAGCUAAAUAUAUUCAUUUCUGUCCUUGGAACUUCCAUAACUCAGAUGGAUAUUUUAAUACUUUAUUUAAAGAGAAAGGGUAUUUGUACUAUAAGAAAAGGACAAGAAGUCUUUCCUUUUUACCUUAGAGUGAACAGACUGUCCCUCAUAUAUCUACCUUUUAAUUAUGUACUGACUUUGAAUUGAGUUAGUGAUAUGCCAGGAAGCUGGCUUAGCCAAAAAUGAGGAGAAAAAAGACUUGAUCUGUACUGUCUUCUGAUUUUUUUGGUGAGAAAAUGAUUUUUUUUUUAAGAAAAAUUGGACAUUCUUUGUCAGCUUUCAUUACUUCCUAGAUUACUUCUCUUAAUACAGUAAUGAAGUAAUGAGACAAAUGAUGAAAUUAAAGUAGAGAUAAGUAGAAAUUAACUGUAGUUGUUAUUACAAGGUUCAUGUCUUGAUUUCCAGCCAUUUCUGUGUCUACUUUCUGGUGUCAUAUUCAUAAAUUUUUAAGAAACUACUUUAAUCACUAAAAAAUUGUGCUAACAUCGCUGCCUAUAGAAGAUCUGUAUAUUGCAUUCAGGGACCUCCGCAAUCUGGUUCUCUUAGCCUUAACUCCCUUUAUUAACCUAUGCAAAAGCUCAGUAUCACUAAGCCUUAUAUACUUGUCACUCCGCCUUUGUUAUGAUCUCCCUGUAUAAAUAACCUCUUUAACCUCAUGGAUAUCCUCCCAGUCCUUUCCAUUCAUCUUUCUAGAUAAUGUGUUUAAUGCUGACUUAGCAAUAUUUUAAAAUCUUAUUUUCCUUAUCACAGGUGUUUUCUUUCACCUUUUUCCCUCCAUGACUCUACAAGUAGGGCAGGAAGAAGGGGAGCAUCUUCUCACUUAAAAUUUUAACUUCACUCCAAAUUUAAAUUUAUUGAAGAAGGAAGAGGAAAGAAUAAUAGAUGUCAGUAAGUAUACAUACCUUGGAGUCAGUAUUUCCUUAUAUUGGAGCUUUUCUAACUUAGCUGGGGCUACUAAUGACAUAGGAAUCACAAUGUUAUCUAUGUCAUAAGAACUUUCACUUCUUAAUCUCCGCCGGGCAGUACUCUGCAAAACAGGAUUAUGGUACUGCUUUACAGUAGUAUCUAGUUACCCGUGGUGAUAUUCUUUCAUUAGUUAUUAAAAAAAUGUGCAGUAUACCUGUGGGAUAGUUUUUGUAAAUGUAUUGUUAUAAAAUCUGAUUAUAAAAUGUUACCAAUUAAGAGUGCAUGCCUAUAUUUUCUAAGUUAAAACAUCUUUGUGGGUGUGUAGUGUGUAUUUAUGUGCACAAACAUUUAUGCUUAUUAUUAGGAAAGGCUUACGAAAUGCUCUUUUGGUGAACCCUUUAGUAAAGGUAAUGAUCACGAGCUUCAUUUAUGUGUUCCUUCUACCCGACCGUCAUUCAGACCAUUCAUUUCUUUUUUUGGUACUGGGGAUCAAACUUGGGAUCUUGCACUUGCGAGGCAGGCAAGGCAGGCAGUGGAACCACUGAGCUAAAUCCCCGGCCCUAGACCAUUCAUUUCUAAAUCUUCUCACCUUUGGACCUCCUAAGUCCCUGACCAUAUGACAAACAAAACAGAUUAACAACAUAAAUCCUGAACUCUCCUUAGCAAAAACUAUAUUUAGAUUCAUAUGUUAAAGAGUAGAGACAGCUAUGAUAAAUGUUUUUAACAGAAAAAGAAUCCAUAAUCAUAGAUUAAUAAACUCUUAGCUUCUAAGUAAAAAACGUCUUAUCUAAUCAAAUUUAUAGUUUCCUAAUAAGGUAGUUCUAAAUGUGCUAGUAAAUAAGGCUGAAAAAGAUUAACAAAAUAAUUAUGCAAGCCAUUUUCAUUUUAUUUCAAAAUAAAGCAAUUUUAGAAUUCAAUCUAAACAAAACAAAACAAAAACCUACUUGUGAUGAUGAAUUCUGGGUUCUUCCUAUAACAUUGAAAUUAGAGACAGCAGUAAAAUUGCAAUGGGAUCCUGGUUCUGUGUGUUGGAAAGCAAAUUCCUCAAAUCUAUCCCUUUCUCCUGCCAUGGAAAGAACCAUUCAGAAUGUCACAAAUUAAACAUGGUCAAGAUUAUCAGAAUUAUUUUCCCAAUUAGGUGAAAGGUGAGUGUUUCCCUAUUGGUUUUUAAAAUUCAUGUAUCAGAAAGUAAGCAAAAUGAAAUUAUAAAAGAGCCUUAUCUAUAGUCAUGCUUUAUACAAAGCAUUUCUAUUUUCUGGGACCUUGGGUUUUUGGGGUUUUUUUUUUAAUCUACUACAUUUCAUAUUAUUUCUGGACUAAUACCAUCUGCUCUCUGUCUUUGCUUUCUGUGACUCCUACCGGUAUUAGUGGUUGCAUGUCAGGACUAAUCAUAAUUUUCUUUGUUCUCUCAUUUUGUUCAUAUCUCACUUUGUUUUUGAAAGUUUCUGCAACUAAAAUUUCUAAAAGUUUUUGAUGUCUGAUAUUUAUUUUUUAUAGCAUUUCAUGGAUGAAAUUUUUCUGUCUAGAUAUUGACUAGCUGUUUACUUUUAUUCAUACCUUUUUUUCCUUUUUUUUCCAUUCCCUAUUUAUGCAUUUAUUCACUUAUUUACCACCAUUGGCUGUGUUGCUUCAGUAUGAAUCCUAAGAAUAUUUUCCUGUAUAAUAUAUAAUCUAAUAACCAGUUCACAUUUACAUUUCUUCAGUUGUUAAAAAAUAUCCUUUGUGACUUAGCUUCUUCGAAUCAGGAUCCUCCAAAUGAAACUGGUUAUUGUCUCCUAGGUUUCCUACAAUCUAGAAUAGUUCAUUUUUCAUGACAUGAUUUAUUACAUGGACUUGACCAUAUAUCCUCCAGUUUGCAAAUUGUCUAGUUAUUUCUUUGUAGUAUAUCAUUUCCUUUGUUCUUUCCCUUGUACAGUAUCUGCAUUAAACAUGAACUUGGAUCUAAAGUAUUAAUUCUAGUGAAACACUGUUAUUUAUAUCUUAGGGAAUGUAUUUCAUAAUGCAUCUUGUUAAAGACAAAAUUUUCCUAUGUUUUGGUAUGCAUGUGUGAAAGUUCCCUAAAAGCUAGGUGGUUCUUGGUCAUGCUUAGGAGUGAGACAAUAAAGGGAAUAGUGAAACAUGUAGAAACAUGGGAGUUGGUUCAUUUUGUGCCAUAGUCCAUGCACUUGCUCGUCAGGUAGUGACUUGGUCUGUUUUUGGUGACAUUUCUAUAGACACUAGAGAUGAAUAUUAAACCUGUUUUGUAUAAUUUUAGUUCAGUACACUGUGGAUGUAAUUAGUUUCUAAUUUAUUGGGUAUGCUAUUGAUGUUAUAUUUGGAGAAUACUUGAUUAAUAAAUACAGUGUUAGGUUCACUGGAGCAAUGAAUAAGAUCCCAAAACUAGAUAACUUGCUAAUCAAAAUAUAUCUUGCCAGUUUUAUCAUUAACAAUAAUAGCAGUGAUUGCCUCCCCCUAUCUCCCCAAAAAGAACCACACUUUGCUAACUCUUGGUCAAUUUGAAGCUAUACAUUUAAAGACUUCUAGGAGAACUGCACAAGAUGGUUAAAUCAUGACCUCUUUCUUAAAAUCCUGAAGAAUUUAAAAAUGGUGAUAAAUUUCUGUAAGGCAGUCUUGUACUGACCCAGUCUGAGUCCAGAACAACCUUGGAGUCUAAAAUCUUAUCCCGACAGCAGUUGAUGGAAGACAACUAGUCGGGGAACAUUGGAAGGAAAUUCUUAAUUGCCACGAAGUGGAUAAAUACUGAUACUGAGUCUACAAAUUGUUCAUUAGCUACAUGAAUAUAUUCAUAGGGUCAUAGAUGUUUUGUGUGAUUAGUGACUGUUUCGGGUUAUAGGUACUCGUGAUUCAGGGAUUCUCUGAAAGCAAAAUUUUAUUUAUUUUCAAUAUUUAACACUAAUGAUCAUAUCCUCAUUUUAACCUACCUACUGCUGUUUCGCUCAAAUGUCUUUUCUUUCUUCCCUGUAACAGUUGUAUAGAAGAUUCUGACCUUAUCUGAGGUUUACACAUAGGUGAAUAUCCAUUUCUCCAUUGACUGGAAGAAGUACUCUGAGCUGAAACAAAUGAAAAGGAAAUGUGAGGUUUUGGUUUCUUAAUACAAAUAGAAAAAAAAUUACAAAUAGAUAAUGUACAUAUUCAUCUGUUUUUAGUUAUACAAUAUUGGAUUUUAAGAUACCAGUACAAAAUACAUAUAGUGAAAUACCAAGAUGAACAACUCUUAAGCUAAAAAUACAUGUAAUAGGAUUCCUUAAAAAGAUUCUCAGAGUGCCCAGUUUGCUGUGUUUGCUCCAUUUUGUUUGGGUUUGUUUUUUGUUUUUUUGAAGAGGAUGUAAAAGGAAGGUGGUCUUCUCAAAGUAUUCUAGAUUAGUUCUUGGUUGAAUAUGAUCUGAAUCCUAAAGUUGCCUACCUUUAAAUCUGGGAAUAAUUUAGGACCAAGAGAAGUCCACCCACUAUGGUCACAACAGACUAGGACUCCCUGAGAGAAAGAACCAGACUGUUUAGUGAACAUUUGUCAAAUUUUAUUGUUGUAGCCAGAGAUAAUUUCAGAGUAAAAUUGUUGUGUCAUACUUCUUAAAAAUUCACAUACACCCUCCCUCCUUUUUCUUAGACAGGGUCACACUUGUAGUUCAGGCUGGGCUUGAACUCAUAGUAGUCCUCCUGCCUCAGUCUCCCAAGUGCUGAGAUUGUAGGCAUUUGCCACCAUACCUGGCUUCUUUCACUUUUUUAAAACAAUGAAUUUAACACAAUUUUCAGACACAUAGUGAGUCACUAUACCUGUUAACUCAUCUUUAAAACAAGGAUAAUAACUGUCUUAGAGUUAUGAAGACUAAAUGAGUUAAUUCCUGCAUUAGAGGAAUCAGUGUCUGGCAUAAUGAGUGCUUAAUAAAUGUUUGCUUUAUCAGUAUGAAUAGUGUCUAUCUGGACCUCAUAUUUUCAGUAUUGAUGUAAAAACAGUACCAUCCAUAGCAGUAGAACAAUCUUCUUAACAGGGAAUAUCAGCUUCAAAGAUGAGUGCACAAACUCUAAAAAUCUUGAAUAGCAACAUCACAAACUACAAGUGGAGGAACCCUCUCAAGAAAUAGUUAAUGGAACAUUUACAGAAUACAAAUGAACAGGUCUUUAAAACAACCAAAGUUAUAAAGAAAAGGCAAGAGGCCUCUCUAGAGAAAUCUUAUAAAAAAAUUAUAAUUGCUCAACUGAAAACAAGCAGCAUUAAUUAAGCUGAGUAACAGAACAGACAAGGGAAAAUCAAGAUUGGAGCUGGAAGAAAAGUUGACGACUUGAAGUGAUGGAAAAUAUGAGGAAGAAAAAUGAAGUGGGGUAAUAGAGAACAGAGUGAAUGAAGAGUGGGUAGUUGAAGAAAUGAUAGCCAGAUGUUUUUUUCCAGAAUUAUAUUAGCCCUGAUUUAGAGAACUUACUUGAACAGUGUUAAAGCAAAUGAAAACAGAAAAAUCAGUCAUACAGCCAGUCAUGGAUGAAGUUACUUCAAAAGUUAAAAGAGAACAGUUAAAAUGAUAAGAGAAAUUAGGUUUCAAUUUACAGUGUGAAACUCAGUGUAAGAAAAUAGUUACUUGGGCUGGGGAUUUAGCUCAGUGGUUCCGGCACCUGCCUCACAAGCACAAGGUCCUGAGUUCGAUCCCCGGUACCAAAAAAAAAAAAAAAAAGAAAAAGAAAAUAGUGACUUAAGUAGCUAGGGAAAAUGGUAGGUAGAAUUCUAAGACAGCCCCUAAGAUUUCCCACCACUCAGAAAGAUGGUAAAUGGGGAGGCUGGAGUAGUCCUAUGAGGGCUGGAGGGGUAGCCAGUGGUAGAGCUUCUAUUAUUUUGCUGGAGUUUAAGCAAACCCCAGGUGACUCUUCUGUUAUCACAGCUUGUGCAAAGGCCAAGGGAGUGGGACAAAUCUGGGAACCGAACAGUUGCCAGAUAAUGUAGAAUAGGGGAAGGUGGUGAAAAGGAACCAUAAGCAGGUAGGAGCCACCUAUGUAGGGAGGUCUUUGGGGUCCUCUUAAGAAUAUUCCCUUAAGGGCCGGGCUGGCGAUUUAGCUCAGUGGUUCCAGCGGCUGCCUCAGAUGUCUUAAAGGGAUAGGAGCAGGGAGAAGGUAUGACAAUUAGAUUUGCACUGGUAAAAGAUCACUGGGUAUGACUGAAAGGAAAUAAAAAUUUGUAGUGUCUUCUAGCAGUAUAUAUCAUGUUAAGACUGUUGUAGUAAUAUAGAUUUGAAACAUUUACAGAUAUUGACAGUCUGCUGAUUAGACAUGAGGGACUGGGUAAAGGCUCAGACCUGUAGUUUUGGAUCGCUUGUUGGUUACGGUUCCCUUGUUCCUUCUCAUCUAUCCAUUCUUAAAACUUAACACACAACUAAACUUACAGAAAACUUGGAAUUUCCAUGUCCCCUUUACUCCAAUUCCCCCAAAGUUAAUAUUUUAUCACAUUUGCUUUACCUCUUUCUGUACUCGUUUCUAACCCGAGGCUUUAGAUAGAUAAAUGUAUAUUUCUCAAAAACAAUGACAUUCUUUUACAAAGCCACACAGUUGUCAGAAAUUAAGAAAUUAACACCAUUAGCUAAUCUGUAAACUGUGUUCAAAUUUUACUAGUUAUCCCUAUAAAGUUCUUUCUAGAAAAUUCCAGUCACUCAUUGCAUUUAGUUUCCAGGUCUCUUUAUAGUUGUGUAUCUGCAACAGUUCCACUGUUAUUUUUCAUAAGCUUUAAUAUUUUGAUAAAUAUAGACCCUUAAGUUGGUUUUGUCUGGCACAGUAUUUCCUCAUGUUGAGACUAAUCAUGUACUUACUCUUCACCUCUACAGUGUGACUUUUCCCUAUUUCCUUGUCUGAAGUCAGCAGUGUCAUUAUAAAUGCAAAAUUUAACAGAUAAUAUAGGCUGUAUCUAGUCUCUUUGGCAAGGCACACUGGGAUGUGUUUGUACUCUUUCGUGCACUUUACUGUGCGGGAAUACCAAGCUAUUUGUAGAUCCCUGAACACAUCAUACUGUUUUAGGUCUUUGUAAUGAACGUUUGUUUCCAUUAUUUAAAGCCUUGUUGCACAACACGGACUAAUAGCAUCUGAAUCUCCUGGGACCUUGUUAGAAUGCAGAACCACAGGGCCCAAAAUGCUCAAAAUGUUGAACUGUAGUUGUAUUUAUUUCUGUAGAAAUCACUAAAAAGGCAAUGGCUAGUUAUUUAGGACAGAUACAGAGGCUAAAACCUAAGGGGAUGUUAUACAAAAGAAUACCUUAUUGAUGUGUCUAACAAUAGUGCAGCCUUCACCUCAAGUGUAUUCCAUUCUUAUCCUUAUUUCUGUUCCAGUGUGGCAUGUAAUGUGUCAUUACAUGAUUGAGAGUACAAAGUCUAUGCCUGACCAUUUACACUGCUUCAUUUUAAGUUAGAUAAAUGGAGCAACAUUAGAAUAAAAUCAUCUAACUUCUAACACAUAAUGUACUUUCACUUUUGCACACUUUCAAUCUGUACAUUUCAUACUUCAUAUGUUUCAAGUAUUAAGUCAAAAUUGUAAUUAGGAUAAAAGUACAACUUUCUUUUUAUCCCAUAACUGUUCAUUAUUUCCACAUGUGUUUGCUGUACAUUUUUCUGAUUAGAGACAUCAUUUAGGUAUUCCAUAGCUGUUGGGCAUUAUAGUUAUCAUCAACAUCAUAAUGAAAUUACUAUUAGGAAGAUUUUUAAUAUAAUCAUACUCAUGGAUAAUGUGUUUUCCCUUUAUACAAAGUUUAAUCUCCAUAUCAACCUCAAUGAGUAGAAUUACAUCAUGAUACAUAAACAUGAUCUAUACUUCCCAGUGCUUUUUAGUCUGUCUUCCACUAGGCAUAGCUAGUUGUUCCUAGUCCUUGGUGCUUUUUUUUCUAACUUUAUGCUGUGGAAAAAUUUUAAACGUACACAAAAAAGAGACUAGAAUAAUGAACUCCCUUGUACCUAUCAUUCAGCUUUAGGAAUGAUCAACUCAUGACCAAUGUUGCUUCAUCUCUCUUCCAGCCAAUUUUUUUUUUGCUAUAAUAUGUUAAAUUUCAGAAUUGUCUUUUCAUCUGUAUAUGUCAGUGUGAACCAGCAAUAAAGUACAUCAUAUAUGUAUUUAUGUAAUCAUGGUGCCUUAUUUCAUAUGUCAGAUUAAUACAUUAAUAUCUACAAACUAGUUCAUGUUCAGAUUACUUGGAUUAUUUUAAAAAGUAUGUGUAUGGGCCGGGGAUUUUGCUCAGUGGCACCCGCACCUGCCUCGCAAGUGCAAGGUUCUGAGUUAAAUACCCGGUAUCAAAAAAGAAAAAUAACAAUAAUAAAAAAGUAUGCAUAUAAUGUAUGUA